GAUAAGCGUUUGAAAACAUUAAGCUUAUAUUGUGAAUAUGUUAACUGCUUAACAAUUUUAAAAUGUCUUUUUCUUUGAGAUGUUUGUGCCUUCCUGCACUUCCUCCACGCUCACUGAACUGAGGAAUGAAGCCAGGCAAAAUGAAAGGCAGUUCUUGAGGUGCUUCGUGCCCACCGAGCCAUCAGUGCUGGGAGCCGGCAGUGAGCAUCCAUCCAUCCCCAGCCCUGCUGCUGGCAGAGGGCAGCGGCUCUCACCCCGCUCCUGCAGCUGGGUGCUGCUCAGUGGGAGGAGUGCUCGUCUCUCCAGGGAAAUAGCUUUUGCACAUAGAUCCAGCCUUCCUGGAUAGGCAAGUGGGAAAAGAAGUUGUCCUCGAUGUUCUGAAGAGCUCUAAACCUCUUGUGGCCAAUAUAUCAGCGGAGUUGGAGACAGAUCCAGAAGGUAGUAGGCUGAAAAAGCAAUGGUCUUCUCCUGUCAUCAAAAUCUAUGAGGUCUGCUCCAGCGAGCGGCUGGGUGGGCACAUCUGCCUGCUGGAUUACCACUGCAGGGGUCUCACGUUGGCUGCUCCCUUACGGUCAGCUUCUGUGGUAAACCUCCGCUCAUCCCACAGCACCUCAUCUGCUGCAGGCUGCCUCCAUUGGCCAUGAGUGAUGACUGGUGAGUCGUCACUGAUGGGUUGACCCAUCAUGUGAUAGGUUUCUUUGCUGCCCCUUCCAUUCUGUUUUGAAUUUUUUAUGGCCCAUAUCAUGAUAGUGAUGCAAAGAGAAAGAUGUUUCUCCGGUGUUGGCAGCUGUCUUCCAACAGCUGGAGCCGGCACUCUGGGUAUGGAGUGGAUGUGGAGCAUUGCUGCUGGCUGUGUGAGCGGGCAUGUGGCACUGCUGCACAGCUCAGGGCUGUUACUGCUGCCUGCGGCAGAGCCCCUGAGCUGCCCCACUAGCUGGUGUAGCAGAUAAGCAGGCCUGGAAGAGGAAUUCUGAGCGAAACGGAACCCCUAUGAACUUUGUAACUGGCUCCAUCCAUCCCAUCCUAUCACUUGUUGGUGGUGCUGGCUGCACAGCAGCACUGUGAAUUCGGCAGGUGCUGCUUGUGCUGGAGCUAUUCUGGCUGGGUCACUGUGCUGUACCCAGGGCAGCCCACAGCAGAGGGGGGAACUUCUCUGCCUCUUGCUGGUCCUGUACAAACUUGGGGCACCUUCCUGGUGCUGUGCAGCCACACAGAUCGCGCCUCCGCAUGACUCAUCAACGUCUGCAUCACAUGCAAACGAGGAUAAAGCAUCAGCAGUGUGCUGAGUUCUGGCAAUUGGAGGAGUUCCACUGAGUGAUGGUUGGAGUGAACUCGUCGAGGGAGCAGCCCCAGCAUGGCUGUGAAUGGCACAGACGUCUGCCAGGAGGUGGGAAGAGCCCUGCAGAAGGGUUACCUCUCCACCAUGUAUAGCCUGGAGUUCGCUUUGGGUGCCAUUGGGAACAGCGUUGUUGUGCUUGGUUAUAUCUUCUGCCUGAAGGAGUGGAAAAGUGGCAAUAUUUACCUGUUCAACUUGUCACUGUCAGAUUUGCUGUUCCUGUGCACUUUACCGGUCCUAGUGAGCAGCUACUCCCAAGGCCGAUGGAUAAGUUCGAGCAUCCUGUGCCACAGCAACAGGUUCCUGCUGCACGUCAACCUGUACACCAGCAUCCUCUUCCUUACCGUCAUCAGCAUCGACCGGUACAUGCUCAUGAGAUACCCUUUCAGAGAUCAUGCGCUGCAGAAGAGGAAGACAGCCUUCAUUGUGUGCAUUGCUGUCUGGGUCCUGGUGAUCCUGGAGCUGUUGCCGCUGACCUUCUUCCUGGAGACAGUGUCGCCAGCCAAUAACUUCACAUGCCUCGACUACGCGAGUUCUGGGGACCCAGGGAAAAGCCUCAUCUACAGUCUGCUCCUGACGCUUUUUGGGUUCCUCAUCCCCCUUGCCGUAAUGUGCUUCUUCUAUGUGAAGAUGCUGCUUUUCCUGAAGACCUGGAAGGAGAGGAGCAGCUCUGUCCUGGCUCUUGAGAGGCCGCUCACCCUGGUGGUGCUGGCUGUCACCACCUUCUCACUGCUCUUCACCCCAUACCAUGUGAUGCGCAACGUCCGCCUCGCCUCCCGCAUCCCAGCCCUCAACGUGUCCAUGUGCACCCAGAGCGCCAUCAACACUGCCUACAUCGUCACCCGGCCCAUCGCCUUCCUCAACAGUGCCAUCAACCCCGUGUUCUACUUCCUCAUGGGGGACAACUUCCGAGAGAUGCUGAUGGCAAAAGUAGUGCAGGUUUUGGGCAGGCUGAAAAGCACGGACAAAUGAACUGCCGGGGAGAGCUCUGGCACUGGAACUGGGGGAAAGCUGUGUGGGAGAGCAUCAGCAGCAUGCACUGCUUUAUUCUUUAGGUAGCUUUGUGCAGGCAACAGAACACACAGGAGCUGAGUGUGUCACUGAAAGUGCCUGUUGCCGAUUUGUUUCCAGCAGGACAGAGGUAGGGUCAGCUGGCAGUGGGCAGCCCGACACCACACCCAGCAUAGGGUAUGCUGUACUCUGUUGAGAUUGCAAAUAAAAUAUCACUGUGACAUUUCUCAGUAGGAAAUGUUGUUGUCAA
Molecule: messenger RNA, 2597 nt
Organism: Meleagris gallopavo (turkey)
Lineage: Eukaryota; Metazoa; Chordata; Aves; Galliformes; Phasianidae
Source: RefSeq, a predicted model, not a curated record